AUGGAAAAUGAAAUUAUUUAUAAAGAAAAUGACAUAGUAAAAAAUAAAAAUAAAAGAACUGGAAUUAAAGGAGUUACUCGUAAAUGUCUUGACCUUAUUGAUGUUAAAUGUAAUAAUUUAACAAAUCUAAUUAAUAAAAAUCACUCUAGUGAAGUUUUAACAAAUUAUCAAUUUAGCGAUGAUGAAAUAAAGUUUUAUUCAGAUGAAAAUUCUCCAAAAGAUAUGUACUCACCUGAAAGUUCUUAUACGAAUGAUGAUUUUAAAAAUUUGCUUGGAUGGAUUCCAAGAAAUUUAAAAAUUGUUGAGCCUACUAGUACAGAUUCUAUUCCUUGUGCUUUUUUUUUUUCUGAUAAUAAUAAAUCAAUAAAGAAUGAUAAAAUAAUUUUAUAUUUACAUAAAUUUAAUGAAGAUUUAGGUACUACAAUACCAACAGUAUAUGCAUUACACAAAGAAUUAAAUAUAAAUAUAAUUGCCAUGGAAUAUUCUGGAUAUGGAGUAAGUUUUGAUAAUUAUGAACAGAAACUUGUAUCUAUUGUUAAUGAUUCUUUUACUAUUUUAAAAUUUAUUGUAAAUUUUUUAAAAAUACCAUAUAAUAAUAUAUACAUUUUAUGUUAUGAAUUUUUGGCUAGCUGUGCCAUAGAAGUUGUUAAUCGGUUUGAGUAUACUUAUGGAAAAAAUAUACCAUUUGGUGGAAUAAUUAUUAUUAAACCACAAUUUUUAGAAAUUAUAAAUAGUUCUGAAUAUAAAAAUGAUGAUAUUACAAUAAAAGGAAAUAGCUGUGAUAAUUCAUUAAAAAGUAAUAAUUUAAUUGAUAGGACUUCCUAUCAAAGCAGAGAAGAAGACGUUAUAAUACAUGAAGAAAGUGAAAAUGAACAAGAUUCAAGUAAUACGUUAUUUAAAAAAAAAAGAAGUAAAAUGAAUUUCAAAAAAUCAAGUCAAACAAAUUCUUAUAUGAAAAAGGAGAAAAAGAAAAAUAAAAUGAAAAAUUGUAGUGAAAAUGAAGGAAAAAUGCAUGAACAAAAUAAACAAGAAAAAAAUCAAGAAAGAAAAAAAAAGAAUUUUGAAAAAAUUAAUUUAAAUAAAAAAGGAAGUAUUUUUAAUAAUCAAAUAGUUUAUAAAGAUAUUUUAAGUACAAAUUAUCAUGCUUAUAAUGGUAUAAUUACAUGUGAUAUGUCUCUAUUUUAUAGUAAUAGUGAAUAUAAAAUGACAGAAAAUAAUAUUCCAUACUUAUUAAUGAAAAGAAUAUUAAAAGACACUUUUGAUAUAAAUCAUGUUAAAAAUUCUAUUAAAUCAAUCUCUUGCUCAAUUUUAAUUUUUCAUCCGGAAAAUUAUUCAUACAGAAAUUCCUGUUCUCAUAUUUUAUUAACUAGUGCUAAUCAAUGUUUUAAGAAAGCUGCUUUUUCAUUUGAUUUUAUGAAUGAAGAUUUUGUUACAGCUUUUAAAUGGUUUUUUUCUGAAAAUUGUGAUCCUCAAAAAAAAGAAAAAUUAUUUAAAAAUUUAUUAUAUUUAUAUAUACAUCCCAAAUAUGAUAAUACUGAAUAUAAUAAAAAAGAUAUAAUUGAUGAUACAAAUAAUAACAUAAAUAAUGAUUUUGAAAAAGAUUUUAGUAAUUGUUUGAAUAGCAAUUUAAAUGACUUUCAUAAAAGUUCUAACAGUUACUUAAAUAAUAAUGAUAAUGAUUAUGAUAAAGGAAAAGAUAAUUAUAAUAAUGAAAAUACUAUAAAUAUUCCUAAUGAAAUUUUCAUAUGUCCAGAAAUAUCUGUAAAAUUGCAUAAUUAA
Molecule: messenger RNA, 1779 nt
Organism: Plasmodium gallinaceum
Lineage: Eukaryota; Apicomplexa; Aconoidasida; Haemosporida; Plasmodiidae
Product: conserved Plasmodium protein, unknown function
Exons: 1
Coding region: 1-1779 (592 amino acids)
Source: RefSeq, a predicted model, not a curated record